UUUUCACAAGCACGAACUCCUCGUAAAUUUUCAACUUCAACUCUGCUCUCUCUCUCUCUCUCUCUCUACACCUCACGCGCUGACCGUCCUCGGACUUGCAGAAAUACCAAAAACAAAACAAGUUCCGUGUAGCGAACAGUCACGGAUGACGGAUCCGCAGGAAGCUUCAUAGAAUGGCAGAGCAGAGGAUCGAGGAGAAGGAGAAGACGAAGAAGGACAAUGUAGAUCGAGAGCUGUUCAGCUGCUUGCUACAGCCCGUGACCGCCGAUUCCGAUCCCCGAUACAUCGGCAUUCGUCGCCUCCUCCUUUUCCGCAAGGCCGAGUCCGAAGCUCUUCGCCGCAGAGAUUGGAGAUGCAAUGGAAAAGGUUACAUGGCCUACCGUAAUUUCAUUAGCAGGCCAAGGAAUUGGGAAAGUUUGCAGUCACCAAGCCUCCAAGGCACUCCUGGAAACAGUGGGCGAUGGAUUCCACCUCAAAGUCCGCGUUCCCUUUUGUUUGAGGUGGAUAGCUGGAGUUCUAGCAGGGACCUGCAAAGUGGCAAUCCAGAUUCAAGUCACAGAGCAAGUUUUAGCUCAAAUGCAAGUGAUAAUGAUCGCCCACGUCAACCAGGGGGUGAACUUGCAUAUUCUUUUGUAGGAAUGCAUUGCAUCUUUGAUCAGUGCAAAGCCUCUGUUACUGUCUUGAAGUUUGGGCACAUGAGCUCUGAUCUUCUUGCAUAUGGGGCAUCAGAUGGAACCUUGACAGUAUGCACUGUGUCGGAGCCACCUUCAAUCAUCAAGGAAUUGAAAGGCCACACCAAAGAUGUCACAGACUUCGAUUUCUCUUCAAACAAUCAGUACAUUGCAUCAUCGUCGAUGGAUAAAACUGUGAGAGUAUGGGAGAUAUCAAAAGGACUUUGCAUUCGAGUAAUAUAUGGAGUUUCUUCACAAUCAUGCAUUCGUUUUCACCCUGUAAACAACAACUUCCUUUCAGUUGGCAAUGCAAACAAAGAAAUCACUGUAUUCAAUUUCAGCACUGGGAGAAUUAUUAAUAAAACAGUCUUUGACAGUGAGGUUACCUCUAUGGACCAUGAUCACACCGGUCAGCUCAUCUUCUGUGGGGAUGCACAGGGAUGUAUUUACUCAGUUAGUAUGAACUCUCGUACAGGAGCAUUAUCCCGUUCACAUCGCCAUCGAAGUAGCAGCAUACGCAAAUCUCCAGUCACAACUGUGCAGUACAGAAGUUUCUCCCUGCUUGCUCGUGGACCUGUGCUGCUGGCAUGUACUCAAGAUGGAGGUUUGUCUUUCUUCAGUGUUGCUUUGGAAAUACAAGGUUAUUUGACUCUUCGCUGCUCGCUGAAGUUAACUCCGCGAAUACAUAGCAUUCGGGCUUCCUUCUGUCCUCUGCUUUCCCUUGAAAAAGGAGAAUACAUAGUUGCUGGAAGUGAGGAUUCAAAUGUCUACUUCUAUGAUUUAACUCGGCCCCGGCAUACAUGUGUAAACAAGCUGCAGGGUCAUCGUUUUCCAGUUAUCGGCGUCGCUUGGAACCACGGUGAGAACUUGUUGGCAUCAUCUGAUUUUUAUGGAAUAGUAAUUGUAUGGAAGAGAUCAAAGACAAGGUAAAAUAAAGACACAACAUUAUACAAGAAAUAUCCAACACAUACUCGCUGGAGUAGGACAUCAUCCUUUUCUUUUCUUUUUUAAUUAAUUUUGCUUCUCUUUUGAGAAAAUUGUUUUGUAAAUUGUAUCAUUCAGAUCAGGAAACUGAUUGACUUCCAUUUAUUUGAAUCAACGUUGUAUUCUUCAAUUUUCCCGUUGAAUAUAAUUUGAUAGUAAAUUCAUUUAAAGUUAAAAUA
Messenger RNA from Alnus glutinosa, 1834 nucleotides. RefSeq lists its product as uncharacterized. The transcript is spliced from 12 exons. Gene Ontology annotation, molecular function: promoter-specific chromatin binding; protein binding. Lineage: Eukaryota; Viridiplantae; Streptophyta; Magnoliopsida; Fagales; Betulaceae. Bases 174 to 1601 code for a protein of 475 amino acids. Gene Ontology annotation, cellular component: nucleus. The record is from RefSeq and is a predicted model, not a curated record.